Messenger RNA from Cephus cinctus (wheat stem sawfly), 2746 nucleotides. RefSeq names its product ATP-dependent RNA helicase SUV3 homolog, mitochondrial (gene Suv3). Gene Ontology annotation, biological process: RNA catabolic process; mitochondrial RNA 3'-end processing. Lineage: Eukaryota; Metazoa; Arthropoda; Insecta; Hymenoptera; Cephidae. The record is from RefSeq and is a predicted model, not a curated record. The transcript is spliced from 14 exons. Gene Ontology annotation, cellular component: mitochondrial degradosome. Gene Ontology annotation, molecular function: ATP binding; hydrolase activity, acting on acid anhydrides; RNA helicase activity. The coding region runs from base 402 to 2675 and encodes 757 amino acids.
CUUCGGGAACCAGCGGUGAGGUAGCGAAGAACCUCUGCCCGGCUACAAUGGGAUUAGCAUUGUCGACGGUGGCGAUGAUCAUCAUAUCCUACUUCCAGACUUACCGUUACGAUUUAGUGAUUUUGGUAUCGCCUAAAAUCGUAGCGUUGUGCAUCUCCCUACUCAUCUCUGUUUCUUUUUCGGUCAAAAGUAGUUCUACAUUUUUUUUCUCCUGGGGCUAGUCAAAAUAUGGCGGCCUCUGCGUUAUGUCAGACCGUGAUCCAGACUCUUAGUUGAGGGACUCUAAUGUUUUUAUAAUCGUAUAAACGUAGCUCAACGUGAUUUUAUAGAGAUUUUGAAAUGUUGAGUAAUUAAUGGUCUUAUUAAGUUUCACAAUAGCUGAACGAUAUUAAAUAUAAAAAAUGAUACCAACGAGGCGGUGCAUUCCGAAAUUGCUAAGAAGUUCUCUAUUCAAGCUUUCUUUGCUAGACAGGAUAUCUGGAUCAGCAUCUUAUUUAAUUCAGCCAUACAGAGAGAAAAAGGAUGACAGUAGUUCAAAUUUAUCAUCGAUUUUUCAACCAGUUCCUAUUAAAUCAAAUCCAGAUGACAUAAACGUAGGAGCUGAAUUGGCUGGAACAUUGAGAAAGGCAGAUUUAUUGAAAAUUUUAAACAAAUUCUUACAACAAAGAGAGAUCAAAGCAUUAGCUUUAGAAUAUGGAUUGGAUGACUAUCUGCAACAACAGGCUUAUACAAGCUUUAGAUGUUAUUGUCUAGAAACUAAAUCACUCCCUGUAGAUCUUCAUGUGGUCAUAAGUGACAUUCUUCAGGGUGCUGGACAUGUUGCUGACAUAUUUCCAUAUUUCAUACGACAUGCAAAACAAAUGUUUCCACAUAUCGAAUGUUUAGACGAUCUAAAAAAAAUAAGUGAUCUACGUAGUCCAGCUAAUUGGUACCCAGUUGCAAGAGCCAAAACACGAAAAAUAGUAUUUCAUGCUGGCCCAACAAAUAGUGGAAAAACUUACCACGCACUUGAACGUUUUAUGACUGCUAAAAGCGGAGUAUAUUGUGGUCCUUUGAAAUUACUAGCAACAGAAGUAUUUCAAAAAACAAAUGAGAGAGGUGUCCCAUGUGAUCUGGUAACAGGUGAAGAAAGGAAAUUUGCAAAUGACCGUUUAAAUCCUGCUAAUCACGUGUCUUCUACAGUAGAAAUGGUUAAUGUAAAUCAACCAUAUGAAGUAGCUGUCAUAGAUGAAAUUCAGUUAAUGCGAGAUCAAGGAAGAGGUUGGGCAUGGACCAGAGCUCUUCUUGGACUUCCUGCUGAUGAGAUUCAUCUUUGUGGUGAAGCUGGUGCCAUCGACCUGGUGAAUUCUCUAUGCACGACGACGGGUGAGGACGUCGAAGUUCGAAGAUACAAACGAUUAACAGAAUUGCAAGUAGAAAAUACUGCUUUGUGUUCUUUAAGCAAUGUACAACCAGGAGACUGCAUAGUCUGCUUCAGUAAAAAUGAUAUAUAUACGGUAUCUCGUGGAAUAGAGGCGCAAGGAACUGAAGUGGCAGUAAUAUACGGUAGCUUACCACCAGGUACUAAAUUGGCACAAGCUGCAAAAUUCAAUGACGUUAAUAAUCCUUGCAAAGUACUCGUCGCUACGGAUGCCAUUGGAAUGGGCCUGAAUUUGCAUAUACGUAGAAUCAUUUUUUACUCACUAAUUAAACCGACCGUUAAUGAAAAGGGAGAAAAAGAAAUGGACACUAUAUCUGUAUCAUCUGCAUUACAAAUAGCAGGACGUGCUGGUCGUUACGGAACGCAAUGGGAAAAAGGCUUUGUAACAACAUUUAAACCAGAAGAUUUGAAUACGUUGAAAAAUCUACUAACCCAGGCACCUGAACCUAUCACACAAGCAGGUUUACAUCCAACAGCCGAUCAAAUAGAAUUAUAUGCUUAUCAUCUACCUAAUUCUCCCUUAUCUAAUCUCAUGGAUAUUUUUGUCUCGUUGUGCACAGUUGACGAUUCAUUAUACUUUAUGUGCAACAUAGAGGAUUUCAAGUUUCUUGCCGACAUGAUACAACACGUACCUCUGCCACUUCGUGCACGAUACGUCUUUUGUUGUGCGCCAAUUAAUAAAAAAAUGCCAUUUGUAUGCACAAUGUUCCUAAAGUUUGCACGUCAGUACAGUCAAAAUGAUGCUUUAACAUUCAGUUGGUUGUGUCAAAAUAUUGGAUGGCCACUGACUGCACCAAAAACCAUUCUUGAUUUAGUUCAUCUGGAAGCUGUCUUUGAUGUAUUGGAUAUCUACCUUUGGUUAAGCUAUCGGUUCAUGGAUUUAUUCCCCGAUUCCAAUAUUGUAAGGGAUAUGCAAAGGGAACUGGAUGCAGUCAUUCAGGAUGGUAUUUUUCGACUUACUAGUUUACUGAAAAAUUCAGAAACAGGUGUCAGCAGUGGGGCAGCAGCAGCUCCUGAUGAAGACAAUUUCCAGCUACACACACAAAAACAACAUUAUUACAGAGGCAUCAAAAAAGAUUCUGGCGCAAACGUCGUAGGUCGUGGUAGACUGACAGAAAGAUUGCUAGCACAAGGUCUUCUAACUCCAAAUAUGCUACAAGAAUUGCGACGCGAAUGGACUAAUGCAAAAAAUGGAGAUGAUCACAGUAACACAGAUUCUUCGCCAACCAAAAUUAGGCGAAAGCGUAAACCAUGAGACAGUGACUGAUUUCUGUUUGUGUAUAUAAAAUGCCAAAACGUAAGAAUAAAAUUUAUAAAAACCUUGAA